AUGCUAGGUGUGGGCCAGUUACUGUUGCCAUUACCAAACAUCGAUGAAAAACUCAAAGCUGAUGCCGUGUUUGUCCCAAAUUCCCCUUUCAACCUCAUUCCACCGCAACUCCUAUACAAAGAACUUGAAGCUGCCGGUUACAAUCCAAAAUGGCCGACUCACAACGACAAAGAAUACAUUUUUGAGUAUACUCUUCCGGGCAAAACUCAAGCAACUGAGUUUGUUGUGCCAAUAAAUGACAGGGACCUAUUCACAUUCCGAUCGGAAACAGGAUACAAAGACUUUUGCAUGUCUACCACUUCGUGUGACUGCGACCGUCAUCAUUGGGAAGCGUAUGCUGGAAGCACUGUUUCCCAAGACACUUCCGUUUCUGAGGGAGUGCCUGGUGCACCAAGUCAUAUCUCUGUUUUGACUGAACCAAAUGCAGUCUCGAUUGAAACAAAUACCGAGGGAGCCCGAUACAAGAAGUUUGACAUCUCAGCUUCUGAGGGGGCCCAAUCUAACACUUUAACUUCUUCACCUAUUUCAGAAUCUGAACCUCGAGCAAUUACUUUUGACGAACCGCACGUUUCCGAAGGAGCGCAAACAUAUGAUCCAGAGGUUGAAAUUGUACGACGAAAACAACACCGAUUGUUCAUAUUGCAUGAAAAAUACGGACACCUUGGUUUUGCCAAACUCAAUCUCAUGGCUAGAGCUGGUUUAAUACCUCGAGAAUUAGCGAAUGUGGACGCUCCAACAUGCCCCGGAUGCGCUUAG
Molecule: messenger RNA, 756 nt
Organism: Cylindrotheca closterium
Lineage: Eukaryota; Bacillariophyta; Bacillariophyceae; Bacillariales; Bacillariaceae
Source: the annotation of a GenBank genome assembly